AUGGUGUUAAUAAAUAAUGUUAAAAAUUUUGUAAUGUAUUAUAAAAUUUUUAAUAAUGUAGAAAGAUAUGUAAAGUUAUUAAGUAAAAGAAAUGUUUAUGCUAAUAAUAUAAACUAUUUUGAUAAACAAAAAAUAUAUUGCAAUACUGAUACAGAUAAAAUAGUAUCCUCAUGUAUAGAAAAAGAGAAUAAAAUAAAGGAAGAAGAACUAAAAGAUGAAAUAGAAAAUAAUUAUUUGAUAGAAUUUAUUGAGAAAGAAAAAAAGAUAAUAUACGAUAAUUUUAAUGACUUAAAUGAAUUAUGUUUAAAAAAGUUUAAAAAAUUAAAAUGUGAUUUAAAUAUAUUAACUUCAUCAAAUAGAGAAUAUGUACCUUAUUAUUUCUACGAUUUCUUUUUAUCACAUUACAAUUCAAGUGGUAAUCAUUUAAGUAAAAAGGAUAUUUUAAUAAAAUUGAAUAACCUUAUAUUAGAAAAUGAAAAAUUAUGUUAUAAUAAAGGAAUCAACGAUAAAAAUCUUUAUUUCAUUGAAAGUAAUCUAUCUAUAAUUAAUACAAAUGAAGAAUAUAUAAAGGAAAUAGAUAACAAAAAAUUGGAAAAUAAUAAUGAUAAUAAUAAUUUAAUAGAUAAUAAUGAAGUAGAUAAAAAUUAUUUUUUAAACUCACAUAAUGUGAAUGAAAGAAUAUUAGAAGUUAGAGAUGAUUUAUUAAACAAGAAAACUUUCACAUAUUAUGAAUCUUUAUUACGUUAUAAGGAUAUAAGUAAAAUAAAUAUUGAUUCUUACAUUAAGUUGAGUAUUCAAAAAAAUUUUCAUAUAAAAUAUUUAACUACAGUUCAAUAUUGCUUAUUUCCGUUUUUUUUAAAAAAUUAUGAUUUACUUAUUAAUUCUGUUAAGGGUACAGGAAAAACAUUAGGUUAUUGCAUUCCCCUUUUACAUAAAAUAAUUAUACAAAUAAAUAAUUUAAAAAAAAAUUGUAAUAUAAAAGAAGAUUUUGUUCUUGCCCUAAUAGUAUGCCCAAAUAUAAUUUUAAUUGAGCAGACAUAUAAAGUUAUUAAACAAUUAUUAAUAUAUCAUCCGUAUAAACUAAAAUGCCAUUAUAUUCAUGGUAGAAAAAAUAUAAACAUGAAGCAAGAAGUAGAUGAGUUAAAAAAAAAAAAGCCUCAAAUAAUUGUAACAACACCGGUAUCCUUUAUAAAUCACAUAAAAUUUUCAAAAGGAUUUUCAAAAAUGUUUUUUUUAUGUGAUACAAUAAUUAUCGAUGAAGCUUAUUUUCUUCUUAAUUCAAAUUAUUUAAAAAAUAUUUUAAUUAUAAAAAAUAUAUUACCUAAGGGACACCAAACAAUUUUAUUAUCUUCUAUUGUUAACAAUUUCCUAAAACAUUUAGCUUAUAGAUUUUUGCGUUUAAAUUAUGUGUAUUUAAAUUUUGUGAAUAAUUCUAUUUAUGAUAGAAACAAAUUUUAUUCAGCUUCUCAUAUGAAUAUUAUGAAUUCUAAUUCUGAAGAUAAAUUAUCAUGUGAAGAAUAUUUUAAGAAGCAUCAACCUGAUUCUUCUUUUGAAUUAUAUAAUAAACUAAAUUAUAAUCUAUUAUCUAUUUAUAAGGAUAAUAUUUUAAAUUGCACUGACUUAAACAAAUUAUGGUUAUGUAAAAAUGCUAAAACUUUUUAUGAAAAUAUUAAUUUAUAUGAUUCUUACAUAGUAAAUAAUGAAGUUAAUAAUAUUAUAGAGAAAACAAAUUAUAACAGUAGUACAUAUAUUAAUGAAAUGAGCAGUCAAAAUAAUAAAAAUAAUCUUAGUAAAAUAGUUCAACAUAAUAAAAAAAAUUCCAAUGAAACAGUUAAUGAAAAUAAUAAAAGCAAUAAUUCCAAAUAUGUACAUAAUAUUAGUAGUCUAUGUAAUUCAAAUACAAGUAAAGAAAAUAUAGAAAAGUCACUUGGACGUAUAAAAAUAAAUAAUAAUAAAAAGGUAGAGAAUAUUGAAGAAAACUUUUUUGAAGAAUAUGCAUACGAAGGUUCUCAAAAUGAAGAAAAUAUAGGCAGUAAAUUAAAAUUAAACAAUAGUGAUUAUAAUAAUUAUACAGUCAGUAAUAAUGAUAAUUAUGAAAAAAAUAAAGGAAUAAAUUUGCCCACUCAUAUAUUUUUAAAACAAGAAUAUUUAAUUUAUGAACCUGAUAAACUUGCAUUAAUAUUAUUUAAUAUAAUUCAUAAAGAGUUUUUAUCAAAUGAAAAUAUAAAAAUUGUUAUUUUUAUGCCAACAGUGAAAAUGCUACAGUUUUUUUAUGUCAUAUUUAAACAUUAUAUAUUUAAGGGUUAUAUUUUUUUAUUGUAUUUAAAAUUAAAUAAAUGGAAAAAAAAUGAAAAAAUAUAUGAUAAUUCAUAUUAUUAUGAUAGAGAAAAUGUAAAUUUUUCUGUAUCUUCAAAUCCUUUUAUUUUUGUAAACAAUAAUUUUCAUAACUCAUCAAAUAAUUCAGAAAAAAAUAAAAAUGAUUUUAACAAUAUAAACAUGAAUAAAUGUAGUAAAGAGGAUUUAGUUAACAAAGAAAAUCUAGUUAACGGAUUAAAUGAUAAAAAAAUUACGAAUUCUAGCAAUUUAGAUGAAGAAAAUAACAUUACUUUAAAAGUUUUAAACAAUCAAAAAAAUAAUAAAUUAAAAGAAGAAGAUUAUUUUGAAAAUAAAGAAUACAUAAAUGAAUAUGAAAAAUUAAAAGAUAUUGCAAUUUUAUGUUUACAUAGUAAGUUGAGCUUAGAUAAAAAAACAUAUACUUUGAAUUCUUUCAAUAACCCCCAAAAAAAAAAACAAAUUUUAUUUUCUUCUUCCUUACUAUAUCAAGGCAUUGAAUUAGAUAAAGUAGACUUAGUAAUACAAGUAGGUAUAAGUGUUACAAUAGAUGAAUAUAUUUUAAGAACGCAAGUUGCUACAACCAAAAAUACACAAGGGAGAAGUUUAUUAUUAUUAAACGAGUUAGAAGGUCAUUAUUUAUUUACUCUUUAUAAAAAUAAUAUUUUGAUUAGUAAUGUAAGUAAGAAAUAUUUAAAUUAUAUACAUAAAGAUAAUCCUUUUUUAAAUACUUUAUUAAAAUAUAAAAAACCUAAUAAUAUUAUUCUGAAUAAUGGUCAAGAAAAAAAUGAAAACAUAUUGGAUUUAAGUGAAAAAGAGGGAGAUAAUUAUAAUUAUAAAAAAAAUAAAAAAAAAGAAGAAAAUUGUGAUUAUUUUUAUAAAUUUAAUAUAAAACAUAUGGAGUGGUAUAAACACAAUCAUUUAUUAUGUUCAUGUGAAUUGAUGUAUAGAUCAUUACUUGGUUUUUAUUGUGAAAAGAACAAGUAUUUGAAAUACGAAAAAUGGCAAGUACCAAGUUUAAUUAAAAAUAUUUUACAUUCUUUUGGUUAUUUUGAUAACUUUUAUAUAACUAAAUGCAUGGCUACAAGACUACAAAUUUUAGAUGCACCAGAUGUAUAUAUUAACAUUAAUGCUAGAUCAAAAAGUGUUUUAAUAUCUGCAUUACCAUCUUAUAAAAGCUUUAAAUCAAAAAUGAAUGAAUUAAAAUAUAAAAAGUUUUCAAAAAAUUCAUCAAAUGAAGAAAAAAAUAUACCUAAUUCUUACAACUCCUAUAAAUUCCCUUUUGACAAUAUUCAAAUAACUAAAAAUGACACUAAAAAAAAGGAAGAUAUGGAGAAAGAAAAAUAUGAAAAAAGCUUUAUAGAGAAGUAUCCUUUAUACUUCCCUAUUCAUAAAUAUUUAUCAUAA
Plasmodium relictum is the source of this 3738-nucleotide messenger RNA. Its product is annotated as DEAD box ATP-dependent RNA helicase, putative. Gene Ontology annotation, molecular function: nucleic acid binding; ATP binding. Gene Ontology annotation, biological process: ribosome biogenesis. The transcript has a single exon. Gene Ontology annotation, cellular component: nucleus. The record is from RefSeq and is a predicted model, not a curated record. Lineage: Eukaryota; Apicomplexa; Aconoidasida; Haemosporida; Plasmodiidae. The coding region runs from base 1 to 3738 and encodes 1245 amino acids.